UCCGACCGGGCCCAGCGCUGCACUCCGAGCACUCCUGAUCGAAUGAUCGGCGAAGAUGUUCAUGAGACGUGGAGACCGACGCAUGCGUUCAGGGUAUUUCCAAGGCGCGCACAGGAUUGCGUGAUGUUCUGUGCUCAGAUGUGUGUGAAUGUCCAUGUUUCGGUGUUUCUCCCGAAUUACCUUUGAUGUAAGGCCUUCGAACGGUGGCAGCGGCCUCUCUUAAGGUCAGGUGACGUCAGAGGGCAGGACGAGCUGUGCCGAGCAUUGCGACACGCUUAAGCUCAACACUAAAUUCUGCGUUGAUCAGGCACUGCACGCUUAAAUGAUAGGGGUCAGAACUCGCACAGCAGGCACUGCUUAACGUGGGUUCUUAUCCCAGCCCUCGUUCAUUUCAAGGGUUCAGGAAUUAUAUAUCUUUUAAGAUGUCACAGCCCGCACGAAAAUCGGACAAGAGCCAGGCUUAGCUGUGACAUUUUUCAGACGUCCUCUCGGACACAAACACUCUGAUCAUUUCUGUGUUUGGACAGAGCGACAAAGGCGACAGCAGGGCACCAGAAUUGGACACCGACAGAUGAGUCGCACGGUCAUGGGUGUAACCAGAUGGGAGAGAGGGGGGGGGGGGGAGGGGAAGAAGCCCCGGGGCCCUGUCUCGUCCACUUUAAUAUACUAUAAUGUUAUACAUUAAACUCCAAAAUCCAAAUGCUUCACUUCUUCCCAAUUAACAUACGCCACUUCUGGAUUAGGCACUUUCGCUCACGGGCUACCCGCAGCUUCCUACACCAACGCGCAUCCAUAUCCUACGAGCGGCGUGGAAGCCUGGCCGUGUCUCUACAAUACAUAAACAUCACCACCGACCCUCCGACCAGGGGCGCUCCCAGCGCCGCGCUCGGCUCUGUGGGACCGUGCGGGGCUGUCUGCUAGCCGCACUGCGGCGCCGACAGAGUCUCGAGUCGCUUCUGCCCGCGCCCCGACCAGGCCCACCAGACGGUGCAUUUCCGGGAAGGCUGUGGUCGCAGAAGGCCGAGAACAGAUCCGGCGGUCGGGGCCGUGUGCUGCCGACGAGAAGGUCGGGGAGAGGUGAGGAUUGAAGAGAGUCGCGCUCUCGCGCACUGAUCCGCUAUGCUGACUAGUGAGCAACUCCAGCAGUUUGAGAAUGACGGCUACGUCGUCAUCAAGGGCUUCCUCUCGGAGGACGAGGUGACUUCACUGGAGUCUGCCCGCGCCCGCAUCGUUGACGAGAUGAACCCGAACGAGCACCAGAUCAGCGUCUUCUCCACCGUCGAAGACCGCCAGAUCAGUCUACGCGCCAAGGACGACUACUUCCUGCAGAGCGGCGACAAGGUACGGUUCUUCUGGGAGGAGGGCGCCAUCGACGAGAAAGGCCAGCUCACUGUCGACCGCUCGCUAGGCAUCAACAAGAUCGGUCACGCGCUGCACUGGCUGGUGCCCGAGUUCCGACGCGUCACGUUCAGCGAGCGCGUGCGCGCCUGCUUCCGCGCGCUGGGCUUCGCCGCGCCCGUCGUGGCGCAGUCGAUGUACAUCUUCAAGCAGCCGGGCAUCGGUGGCGAAGUAACGCCGCACCAGGACGCCACCUUCCUCUACACGGAGCCGGAGAAGAUCGUCGGCCUCUGGAUAGCGCUGGAGGACGCCGAUCGCGAGAACGGCUGCCUCUGGUUCGCGCCCGGCUCGCAUCGCGACCCGCUAACGCGCCGCUUCGUGCGCAACCCAGACCCAAGCGGGCCGCGCCUGGUGUUCCGCGGCGAGCAGACGCAGCUGGAGCAGGCCGCCUUCGUGCCGGAGGAGGUGCGCCGCGGCGACUGUGUGUUCAUCAGCGGGCGCGUGCACCACUGCAGCAGCGCGAACCGGUCGACGCGCUCGCGGCACAUCUACACAUUCCACGUGGUGGAGACACAGGACACCCAGUACGCGGCCGACAACUGGCUGCAGCCGAGUGAGGCGCUGCCCUUCCCGCCGCUGUACGAGCAGUGACGGCUGCUGGCUAUGUGGGGCGGACAGCGGCGGGGCGCGCGACAGGUGCUGUGUCGUCGCGCCGUGGUCGGCCCCGCAGGGCCUAGCUGUGCCCGCCUCGCCGCGGAACGUGACAGUGCUCUCGCAGUGCAUGGCUUGACGUCAUGAUGAGGAGUCCAACAUCUGCGUCUCGCUCUGGCUGUGCACAGGACCGUGCCCCGAUUGCUUCGUUUGGGUUUUUGCCUUGAUUUCUUCAUGCUGGUGUCGCGGUCAAGCGUGUCCGUACCAAUCAAUACCAGCCAACUAAACGCUUCACUCCGAGACUAACAAGGCUUGUAUGCUGUAGCAUACUCAUGCGGUGCCCCACCCGUCUUGAAAAUUACGUUGAUUUAUUGAAGUACGAAUAAAAUCUCAGUUAAUUGCA
Molecule: messenger RNA, 2392 nt
Organism: Pollicipes pollicipes
Lineage: Eukaryota; Metazoa; Arthropoda; Thecostraca; Pollicipedomorpha; Pollicipedidae
Gene: Phyhd1
Product: Phytanoyl-CoA dioxygenase domain containing 1
Exons: 1
Coding region: 1120-1989 (289 amino acids)
Source: RefSeq, a predicted model, not a curated record